AAUUUUUUUAAAAAAUAAAUAAAUAAAUAAAUAUAUAUAUAUAUAUAUAAAAAUGCAAUAAAUAAAAGAUGCAUUAAGUUAAGAUAUGGAAGAUUUUUUAGGAGAACAAAAAUGGGAAUAAUAGAUAAAAGAAUCGAUAUCUGAUUUAUUAGAAUAUAAACCAGAAAAGCCUUUAAUUCAUUUAUACGAAAAAUAUUCGAUAAAAUAAAGGCUAGAACCAUAAAAUAAAUUAAUACUAUUAAUAAAUGAUAUAGCUAGUUUAGGUUUAAAAAUAGAUCCUUUAUAAAUAAAUUUUACAUCUUUUUCUAAUAAAUUACUAAAUAUUGUAAUUGAAAAAUAUUAAAUGAAUAAAUUAAAAAAAAUCGAUAUAAUGAAAUGUGUAUUUAUAAUUUUAAAUGAAAUAAAUAAUUAUAAAGAAGUAAAAGAUUUUUUUAUAAAAAAAGCUUUAAAUUUUUAUGAAGAUUUACUAAAUGUAAAUACAUAAUGCGAUAUUUUAUAUAAAUCUAUAAUAUAUACAAAAUGUAUACAAGAAUUAUUGUAAAUCUUAGAAUUAUCAGAAACAAAAAGCAUAAUAAUAUCGCCUUAAAACAUUAUUAAUUUCAUAGAAAGUAUAAACGAAGAAAAUUAAUCUUUAAAUAGAAAAUAUAACACUUAAACACUUUUCGAGAGAUAUUUUCAUUUAGACAUUAAAAUAAAUAUAAUUUAAUAUUCAAAUUAUUUAUCCGAUCAUAUAUUAAAUAUAAUUCUUUAAUGAACUUAUAUAUUU
Molecule: messenger RNA, 766 nt
Organism: Ichthyophthirius multifiliis
Lineage: Eukaryota; Ciliophora; Oligohymenophorea; Hymenostomatida
Exons: 3
Source: RefSeq, a predicted model, not a curated record